Parnassius mnemosyne (clouded apollo) is the source of this 2306-nucleotide messenger RNA. The record is from the annotation of a GenBank genome assembly. Lineage: Eukaryota; Metazoa; Arthropoda; Insecta; Lepidoptera; Papilionidae.
AGACUUGGAGCUGCAGUCGGCGAGUAGUGUUAGUGCAGUGAGUGCGCGAAAUCAAAGAAAGGCUUACCGUAAGCCUAGUGUUUUCACAGUGAGUGCUAGUGCGCGAAAUUGUGAUGUUGACCGUCAACAUAUGGGCAAUAUAGGUGAUGUGUCGUGUGAAAUUGAAAAACAAAACAAAGCGUGUUCUCCCAUACCGCAAAGACAUUUUAAUAUCUAAUUAUAAAAAUAAUUGUUUAAUAAUAAGUUAGAUACUGUAACCAUUUUCAUCUUACAAAUAACAAUCAUUCACUAGGUUAAGUUACAAAUUGUUUAUCACCUUGUUACUUAAAUAAGAUCAUCUCAUCAAUCACAUAUCACCUAACUUACAUUAUAAUCAUCUCUUCACAUUUUGGCCCGGCAGCAUGUACGGUCCAACCGUACAUUUCUGCUGGCGUUAACAUUUUACGCAAUGUAUAGCGAUUGCAUUGCGUAGUUGGACAAUUAUAAAAACUGAGUUAGUUCACGUUUUCACCGUAAACGCGACGGACGCGAACUCAUCAACAUAACAUUUAACAUUAACAUUUAGCAUUAUUCAACAUAUUUUAAUCUUAUAUUUUUUACUUGUUUAUUAAACUGUUUUAACAUAAAAUCUAAAUUAUUAUUGAACAGUCGUCCAUUACCCGAACACCGCGAGCCCCAGUCAUUCGCCAUGACUCCGACAAACUUAGCGGUUGCGUGCACCACCACUGCUGCGACGUUAGUCAUUAUUCAACACAUUUUAAAUAAAAAAAAGAGAAACGGAAACCUAGAUGGUGGAUGAAAAAAUUGUAUCGUGAAAGAUUACAGUGUGAAAAUAGGCUAAUGGAAGAUAUAAAUUAUGAAGAAAGUGGGGACAAAAAUUUUGUGAGAAUGAGUUUGCAAGAUUUUGAAAUAAUUCUUGAAAAGGUUGAACCUGAAAUAAAAAAACUGAAGACUAAUUUUCGAGAAGCUAUCACAGCCAGAGAAAGGCUAUCCGUGACGUUAAGGUUUUUGGCCACCGGGGACUCAUAUACAAGUUUACAAUAUCUGUUUCGCAUAUCUAAACAGUCCAUAUCUACUACUCGUAUUAUUAUUGAAGUAUGUGAUGCAAUUAUCAAGGCUCUCAAGGAUCAUGUGAAGCUACCCGAGACUGAAAAUCAAUGGAUGGCCGUUGCAAAAGAAUUUGAAGAAAAGUGGAACUUCCCACAUGCAAUAGGCGCAAUGGACGGCAAACAUGUUUGCCUUCAAGCACCAUUAAAUAGUGGAACGGAAUUUUACAAUUAUAAACAAUAUUCUAGCAUUGUAUUGUUAGCAUUAGUUGACGCUGACUACAAUUUUAUGUACGUAAAUAUUGGAUGUCAAGGACGCAUAUCAGAUGGAGGUGUUUUUAAAAACACUUCCUUGUACAGGAACCUUGAAAACAAAAGCCUAAAUUUACCGAAUCCUGAAAUAUUACUAACUCCUUACAAUGUGAAGGUACCGUAUAUAAUUCUGUGUGAUAAAGCAUUUGCCCUCAGUGAAUAUACCAUGAAACCCUUUUCGGGUAAUCCAGAAAGAGGAUCUAUUGAAAGAAUAUUCAAUUAUCGUCUAUCAAGAGCAAGGAGGGUAGUUGAGAAUGCAUUUGGAAUACUGAGUUCGGUGUUUCGAGUACUACGAAAACCAAUGCUUUUGGAACCGAAAAAAGCUACAAAAAUUGUAUUGGCAACUGUUUGUUUACACAAUUUUUUACGAAAAAGCAGACUAUCAAAUAUUUACGCACAGACCAAUGCAUUUGAUUCUGAACAGCGAGGAGAGCUUGUUCCAGGUGCAUGGCGACAAGACCAACAGCAGUUAACUUCUUUUUUUCCUUUAGACAGUGUACCUAGGAGAUCGCCCAAUACUCCUACUCAUAUACGUUUACAUCUGGCGGAACACUUUGUUAAUAAUGUCCCCCUUGAGUGGCAAAAUAAUCACUAAGUUUUAAUGUAACGUAUAUAUUAAAUAGAACGUGUACUACCUACACGGAUUAACGUAGACUACAAUAUGUAUAAUAAAAUUGAAAAAGCCUCAUAAAGCAGCUGGUCCAUUUUCUCAGACACCAGUAUAAAUAUAAUAACGUUAAUAACUAAUCGUAAUUACUUACAGUAGUCUCCGUUGUUGGCAGAGGUUUGUCCUUAUCAUUAAGAAAGGUAAAAUAUUCAGAUGCAAACCACUUCGAUAUAUAUACAUCAUUAGCUCCUGUAAAAAAAGAUAUAAAAGUAUAUAGGCUAUUAUAAAUAUGUCAAUUUACAAUGCGACAAUACAAUGCGUAAAUAAACAAUUUAAAAACU